CUGGUCACACCAAGUCCAAGUCCAAGUACUUCAAUCCACCAAAAGCACUACCCAACCCCAAGAGCCCACCUGCCACAAAGGGGAAGAAAAGAAAAGUGGAGCAACAGGAAUAAGACGCACAGGGAAAUUUGACCUGGCUGUGUAAAAAAAAGGACACAGAGGUGGUCGUGGCAGUGCUCCCCUCACAGAUGAAAGGACGCAUCUUGCUUAUCCGCCACUGUGAGCUAUGCUGACUUCGACCCCACCAGUGGUUGACAGGGGAGGUAAUUGAAGGCGUGUUUCAUGUUGCUGCCGACAAAUUGGCCGUUCUGAACAAAAUGUACUUGCUAAAUCACUACACAGCAGGUGUCAUUUUGUUCGGGGACAGAACUCAGCUAACAUCUCACCGUUUACCGAAGGUCAACUUUGACAACUAUGAAGCUGUCCUGUCCUUUGUACUUGUCAACAACAACCACUGGAAGUUGCUGUACAUUCAUGCCAACACCAGCACCGUAUUCCUGGUGGAUCCAGCUCAAAGCAUCAAACAGCUUGAUGACUCCGAACAUGCUGCCAAAAGAAUACAGGAGUACUUCAGGGUGAGGAGGACACGCCACAGCAUAACAGACUGGGUGGAUGUUAAGUGGAAGGGAGGCGUUAUGGGCCACCCACUUCAAACGGAUGGAUGUAGCUGUGGUGUCGUUGUUGUGAAGAUGGCAAAGGCAGUCAUGGAGUCCUUCCCUCUGAUCCCGAAUGUGAAUUUCGAGUGUUCGAAGAAAUACAUGAAACGGGAGAGGAGAGAACUGGCUCUCGAAAUCCUUGAGGCAUCAGUCUUUGAUGAGCACACUUAUUGUGCUAUGUGUGCUGCCUUAAGGCCUCCAGGAUCUGGAUCUCCCAUCACAGACUGGGUUCAGUGUGAUGACUGUGAACGAUGGUACCAUGCCCAGUGCCUGGCAAUGGACAGCAGAGACUUUAAAAAGGCAGAGACAGGAUAUUGGAAUUGUCCUUUGUGCAAUACUUGAAAUGUGCUCAAUGAUGACGAUUAGUAAAACAUGUGUCCUGUGUAGCCUUGUUUGUAUUACUUUCUGAUCAUUAAUCACUGGGUCACAUGACAGGGAAGCUCUAGAAAAAAACCCUGAAUUUUUUAAUAGAAAUAUUAAUAUUAAAUAGAGGAUGUAAUAUUAUCCGAUAUAAAGAGCUGUUUCUAUUGUG
Messenger RNA from Gymnodraco acuticeps, 1188 nucleotides. RefSeq lists its product as uncharacterized. Gene Ontology annotation, molecular function: cysteine-type peptidase activity. The transcript is spliced from 9 exons. Lineage: Eukaryota; Metazoa; Chordata; Actinopteri; Perciformes; Bathydraconidae. The record is from RefSeq and is a predicted model, not a curated record. Bases 318 to 998 code for a protein of 226 amino acids. Gene Ontology annotation, biological process: proteolysis.